Anopheles stephensi (Asian malaria mosquito) is the source of this 3935-nucleotide messenger RNA. Its product is annotated as sialin. Gene Ontology annotation, cellular component: plasma membrane. The transcript has 7 exons. Gene Ontology annotation, biological process: transmembrane transport; monoatomic anion transport. Gene Ontology annotation, molecular function: transmembrane transporter activity. The record is from RefSeq and is a predicted model, not a curated record. Lineage: Eukaryota; Metazoa; Arthropoda; Insecta; Diptera; Culicidae. The coding region runs from base 983 to 2443 and encodes 486 amino acids.
GCCUCCGAUGUCCUACGUGUGUGCAUGACACCUUCGCCGCCGUCCCGCCGCUCGGAGCCAGUUUUGCGAGGAAAAAUAUCAGCGGGCGCUCACGGCGAUAUCGGUUAGCACAUUCACAGUGGCACUGUGACAGCAGCAGCAGCAGCAACAGCAGCAGCAGCCAGCAAAAAGAUCGCACACGAGAAAGCUUUUUCGCCAAUAUAACUGUCUGGUGGGAAAUUUUCUCUAUCAGUCGGUCCGCGAUCAUCAGCACCGCACAUCGUACACGAUCAUCGGCGCGAGCGUUUGUCUGCCUAGUGGGAAGUGGAUAUCGAGUGUGUUUGAAAGCUAGUGGCGCGUGGCAUAAAGUCAGUUCAGAGUAGCGCAGUUUUUCAGAUAAGUUUUUGUGAUUUUUAUCUACGUGAAGAUAACAUAUUCUGUGUGACGUUUGACGAAAACCCGUAUCAGUGAGAAGAUAUCUCAACUAUUGCUGCGCGCCCGCGCUACGGUAGAGUGCAUCAACCAUGCGGUGUGUAAUGCGACAACCCACCAGCAUCUACUAGCCGGCGCUGUGUGUCGAUCGAGGCACUUGACCUCAACCAUCGGAACUGCCGAUAAACCGGAGUGCGGAGCCAUGAACAGCAGCAGCUGUUAUUGCUGAACCAGCAGCACUCGCGCGAUUGCGCCCAAUCGCAUAUAAUAUCAAUUCUAGGCGCGUUUGAACGGAACGGGGUUUCGCGAAAUAAAAUAAAAACCGCGGCUAGUGAAGGUGAAUCUUCCGUCAUUUCAUGGUUAAUGGCAGUGUGGUGCAAUUGAAGCGUGACACCGACGUUCGGGACAUCGGGGCAGAGCACUUUUAGUUCCUGAUUUGUGUACACAAGAGAAAAAAUUGUGCGUACCGGGUGAAAUCUAACGUCAAAAAUUGGACGAUUUAAAGUGCAUGGUGUGACACUUUACGUGGAGUGAAUAUCAAGGCGAAAAAGGUGGACAAAAAGCUUCAACAAUGUACGGGCCACUUGUACAAUUCAUCAAAGCGAUAGAUCGCAUACCGACCCGGUUCAAUGUGUCUAUUAUGCUGUUUAUGGCUUGCCUGAUCAGCUACAUGCUGCGCGUCAACAUGUCCGUCAAUAUACUGGCCAUGGUGCAGCCGAUUCAAAGCAGCAGCAAACAAUCCGUACUCGAGCAGCGUAACAGCAGCGCGUCGGGCGAAUCGAUUAAUCAGACAAUCGUAGGACAUUCAAAGAUCCCAGAUUAUGGCCCCCGGUACAACUGGAGCUCGCACGACCAAAGCAUCAUCUUGGGCGCCUAUUUCUACGGUUAUCUGAUCUCUUCGCUGCCGGCCGGCAUUUUUGCGGAACGUUUCGGUGGACGUAACAUGGUUGGGCUGUCGUUGGCAUUUAGCGCACUCCUCACCGCGUUGACACCGCUGGCUGCCGACAAUGGCAUGUGGGCCACUAUCGCGAACCGCGUGGCACUCGGGAUUUUAGGUGGAUUUCUGUAUCCAGCGUUGCACAAUCUCAUCUCCAAGUGGGCACCACCGGACGAGAAGGGAAAAUUCGUGUCCGCUCUGAUGGGUGGAACGUUCGGCACCGUGAUCACCUGGCCCUUGGUUGGGGUUCUGAUCGAAACGCUCGGUUGGUCCUUCGCCUUCUACAUCCCGGCUGGCAUCGCGGCGAUCGCCGCCGUACUGUGGUACAUUAUCGUGGCCGACAGUCCCGCCACGCAUCCUCGCAUUAAAUCGGAAGAAAAGGAUUACAUCGAAAAGUCACUGGGCGAUACGAUCUCCAAAUCGAAGCUGAUGCCUCCAAUCGCAUCGCUCGCUACAUCGCCACCAUUCCUCGCGCUGCUAGUGUUACACUUUGGCAACCUGUGGGGUCUGUACUUCCUGAUAACGGCGGCACCGAAGUUUAUGAGCGAGGUGCUCGGAUUCAAGCUGGCCAAGGCUGGAUUCCUGUCCGCGCUACCGUACCUAGCGCGAUCGCUGGCCGCCUUUUUGUUCGGAACGAUCGGCGAUCUGCUACGAAAGCGAUCGAUUAUGGGCGUGACGGCGAUACGCAAGUCCUUCUGCCUAUUUUCUCACAUAAUACCCGGCCUGUUUCUCGUCGGGCUGAUCUACAUCGGCUUUGAUCCGUACGUGUGUGUCGCCAUCAUUACGCUCUCGCUCGGCUUCAACGGUGCAUCCACGAUGACCAAUCUGCAAAACUCCCAGGACCUGGCGCCAAACUUUGCCGGCACGCUGUACGGCAUCAUUAACUUCGUCGGCACGUCGAGCGGCUUCAUCUCGCCGAUCCUGGUCGCCCACUUUACCGUCGACCAGAGCACGAUGGACGAGUGGCAGUAUGUAUUCAUGAUCGGUGCCGCCGCAUACAUCGUGCCAGCGCUCAUAUUCGUGGUGUUUGGUUCGGGCCAGGUACAGAAGUGGAACGAACCAAAGCAAGCCCCAGCGACACCCGAGCACUCCUAGUAGCGCGCACCUCAAAUCUCGCGGUGGACUGGUGGCCCCGGAAGCAAACGCGCGGUUCCUGAAGCCAUGGCGCAAUACACGUUUUCCUCUCUUUUGCUGGCCUUCCCAUUUUGUAUCUCAGGAACGAAAAACUAUGGAUGGAUCGUUCGAGCUUUACCGACGGACAGGGUCGGUUGGUUGGGAACACUCUACUCUGCCAGGCAUAACCGGGAACACCGAAACCAAGUAUUAUUAGCAUUGAAACGCAAACCGUGCUCUAGCUUUAUGUAUUAUAUUAGGUUCGUUUUAUGUGCGUCCAAACAACGCCCUGCUCAUUUACCAGCAUGAUCCGUAACUGACUCAUCCAGCGUAUUAUUGAAUCUCAACAUUGGACACGACGUAUCGCGCGUAUGGCCAAGGGAGCGUGGAAAUUAGAUUUGUAUCAAACGUCAACUCUAGUAUCAUGUGCAUUAGGUCGUACCCGUACGGGAUAAGUUUUACAGGGCACAAACUUCGCAUUUUUGUCGUCGUUUACUAUCGGAGCGGUGUACCACUCCCUAGGCAUUUGUUUUCUGUUAUGCAAAGAAAAAGGGAAAAAGAAAUUUAUCAAUACCGAAGGUAACGUUUGCGCCAAGCGAAACCGCUUUAAUAUUGGAUAGAUUAAUUAAGGUCAGGCGGGUGGCAGGUAGAUGACGGUUCUAAAAACUUGACCAUCGUACAAAUUUUGCUAAAGUAGUGAAAUGUAAAUGAUAAAGCAUUCGGCGACAUCGUACGGAGGACCUUUUUUAUGUUCAAUAAAAUGGUUUAGCAAAAACAGGCAUACGUCGCGCGCUACGGUUUUUUUUUUUAUUUACGAGAAGCCAGAAGGAAUGGAAAUCCAAGCUGUUGAAGCGUAAAGAUAGACAAGAAACGGGUCAUUAGGGUACCGACCGUACCUGAACCGCCUUGGAAAAUCGGCCAGAAAAUCGUAGAAACUAGUGAUGGGUCAUACGACUCUUUUUACGGAUCAACCCGAAAUCGAGUUCGUCCCUACAGGAAUCGAGUUCGACUAGUGGGUGCAAUGAGUUCGAGUCGACCCGUAGGUGCAGCCAAUCAUACGCGAGUUCGACCCGUAAGUUCGCGUCAACCCGUCUAGAAUUAUUCUGGAAUCGUCGAACUCACGAGUCGAACACCGACCCGGUAGGAUUGGAUCGAUCCGAACCUAGGUUCGAACUCGCUUAUACUUUCGCUGGGAAUACGACCCGAACCAUUACGGGUAGCUUACGACUGACACCGACCCGGUAGGAUUGGAUCUACACGCCCAACACUAGUCGAAACAUAGGGAACGAUAGGGAACAUGUAUUGGGACACGGGAAAGAAAUAAAAGAAAAUCUAACCUCAAGCGAUUCCAGGCAAAGUUUUUGACACCGGAUAUUGUAAAAGUCCAGACCAGAGCGACAAGGUUCCAGACAAUGGAAGCAAAUCAAAGAUGAGUGUCGACUAAACAAUAAAAAGUGCUUUAAGGCACAUUGUA